AUGCCUAAGUCUAAAGCAAACCCAACCAACCAAAUUCUUCAGUUCCUACUUGAGAAGAAUAGGCCAUAUAGUGCAACCAACCUUGUUGACGAGCUUCAUGGCGAAUUUACCAAAACUGUGAUUCAAAAAUCACUUGAUCAACUAACAGAAAGCGGUCAGAUAACAUGCAAACUAUGUGGAAAGUCUACAAAGCUAUACUUUGCCAAGCAAGAAGGAAAGGAAGUUGCUUCUAAAGAGCAAUUAGUUGAAAUGGAUCAAAACAACAAUCUUCUCCAACAAAAGAUCGAAGAACUAAAGAAGAAAAGAGAUGAAUUAAAAUCCAAAAGAGAUACUUUGUCAUCUACCAGAACUUUGGAAGAUCUUAGAUCAUACAGAGUUCAAAUUGAAAUUGAUUGUCAAACAGCAGCCAAGCAAAGAGAUGAACUUAUACAAGCCGCACAAGGCAUCAAUCCUGAUGAUAUUGCUCAGAUAAAUAAAGAAUUUAACACAAGAUGCGAUCAAUGGAAGAAGAGAAAAGCUCUUUGCAUGGAUAUACUAAACCAACUCUGCGACCAAGACGGAAUGGAUAAGAAGCCAAAAGAUCUCAUUGAAGAUAUCGGAAUUGAAACCGAUGAGCAGUAUCAUUUGAAACUAGAGUUCAAGGACAGGAAAUUUAUAGUUACAGAAGUAUGA
This is a messenger RNA of Trichomonas vaginalis G3, 672 nucleotides long. RefSeq names its product Hop2A-like protein. Gene Ontology annotation, molecular function: recombinase activator activity; double-stranded DNA binding. Gene Ontology annotation, cellular component: DNA recombinase auxiliary factor complex; condensed nuclear chromosome. NCBI's taxonomy places the organism in Eukaryota, Parabasalia, Trichomonadida, Trichomonadidae. Bases 1 to 672 code for a protein of 223 amino acids. Gene Ontology annotation, biological process: meiotic joint molecule formation; homologous chromosome pairing at meiosis; meiotic strand invasion involved in reciprocal meiotic recombination. The record is from RefSeq and is a predicted model, not a curated record. The transcript has a single exon.